UUAAAAAAAAUUACUAUUAUUAAUUAUUUUUUAUUUUAGCAAUAUUAAGCACAUACCUAUUUAUUAAUCGAUUUAGUUUCGAGUGCGCAAUUAAGUUAGUUGUUUGUGUAACAAAUAUUAUCCAAAGAAUGACAAAAUCUCUAAUUGUAUGACGUAUUUUCGUUCAGUUUAUCGUCUGUUCACCACAAUGAGUAAACCUCAAGUUGUUUUCGUUCUUGGAGGCCCAGGUGCGGGUAAGGGUACGCAAUGUUCUAACAUAGUAUCCAAAUUUGGAUUUGUUCAUUUAUCUGCUGGUGACCUUUUGCGUGCUGAACGCAGUAAACCAGACAGUAUGUUUGGAGAAUUGAUUGACACUCACAUCAAAAACGGUACAAUUGUCCCAGUAGAAAUUACAUGUAAACUUAUUCAAAAUGCAAUGGAAGCAUCAGCAGCCAAUCGAUUUCUAAUUGAUGGAUUUCCACGAAAUAGAGAUAAUAUGGUUGGCUGGAAUACCACAAUUGGAGACCAAGUUGAUCUUUUAUUUGUGCUAUUCCUCGAAUGUCCUGAAAAUAUAUGUAUAGAACGAUGCAUGAAAAGAGGUGCUGCUGGAAGUGGUCGCGCUGAUGAUAAUUUAGAAAGUUUAAAAAAGAGGAUUGUCACAUUUGUAAAUGAUUCUAUGCCAAUUAUAGAAUAUUUUAAAGAAAAAAACUUGGUGAAAAGAGUUGAAGCAGGAAAAAAUGUUGAAGAUGUAUGGUCCGAUAUUAUUGAAAUAUUCAAAAACAUUUGAAUAGAGAAACAAAUUAUUCAUUUAACUUAUUAGACAAUUUCCUAAAUAUGAUAGAUUAAAUUAAUUGUAUUCUUGCAUUAUCCCAACAAAAGUAAUUAUUUUAUAAUAUUAUGUAUAC
Molecule: messenger RNA, 884 nt
Organism: Melanaphis sacchari
Lineage: Eukaryota; Metazoa; Arthropoda; Insecta; Hemiptera; Aphididae
Gene: Dak1
Product: UMP-CMP kinase
Exons: 2
Coding region: 149-766 (205 amino acids)
Biological process (GO): UDP biosynthetic process; CDP biosynthetic process; 'de novo' pyrimidine nucleobase biosynthetic process
Cellular component (GO): nucleus; cytoplasm
Molecular function (GO): ATP binding; UMP kinase activity
Source: RefSeq, a predicted model, not a curated record